Fulvia fulva is the source of this 5526-nucleotide messenger RNA. RefSeq lists its product as uncharacterized. NCBI's taxonomy places the organism in Eukaryota, Fungi, Ascomycota, Dothideomycetes, Mycosphaerellales, Mycosphaerellaceae. The record is from RefSeq and is a predicted model, not a curated record. The coding region runs from base 1 to 5526 and encodes 1841 amino acids. Gene Ontology annotation, molecular function: chromatin binding. The transcript is spliced from 2 exons. Gene Ontology annotation, cellular component: Scc2-Scc4 cohesin loading complex. Gene Ontology annotation, biological process: establishment of protein localization to chromatin; regulation of gene expression; replication-born double-strand break repair via sister chromatid exchange.
AUGAUGGACAACCCAUACCUGCAGAACGGCCACGGCCAGGCUGCUCAGUCAAAUGGACACCCACGAGAUCCAUCGUCCCAGAUGCGCAAGCUGCGCGUCCCGACGGUGAAUGAGGCGCUCCCGUACAGUCCGUUCAGCAGCAUUGUCCCCUUCAAUCCCGAUCUCAUAUCAGCACCUCUAUCCAUGCCUACCACCGCACCGACCGACUUCCUCGACUUCGACCACAUCAAGACAACACAACGCGAGCUCGAAGUACUGAGUGCUGGAGCACAAAGCGCCGAAGACGCCUCGAAGCGAUGCCAGAAGACACUUGACGACGUGAAGCGACUACUGGACGCCGAGACGUUGACGCAGUUCAAGUUCAAGGCGACGAAACGCUUUGCCGAAGGGCCUGCUGUCCAGCCAACACCAGUGCAGCCAAAGCUGAGCACGUUUGCGAAGAUGGUGUACGAUACGUCGCAAGUGCAGUACAGAUACCUCGUACCCGAAUCGCCGCCUCCCGAGGAGAAGCCUGUCGCGAAGAGCAGCCAGCAGAUCAACAAGCAAGCCGUGCAACACAACAAGCAGAUCACCCACCAGACGCCUCUACAGCCCAAGGUUGCGAAGCCAAACAGACAGACACAUUCCGAGCAGAAGCUCGCUCAAGCACCUUCGCAGCCCAGGCUUGCCCAGUUCGCACCAGUCCAGAUCCUUCCUCGGUCGUCAUUAGCGCCAUCCGAGUACAAUGGCUCGAUCAGCAGUCAGCAAGCCGUUCCUACAGGCUCGCAAGGCACCCCUCAAGCCUACGUACAGGCAGCACAGCUUACUCCUGCUCAGCGGGCAGAAUACCAGAAGGUCCGCGAGAUCUCGCCGUCGAAGACCCAAGGUGCCGUCCUACAAAGCCGUACACUUACUGCCGACCAGCGCCACAAAUCUGACGUGGCUGUGAAAGACCUUCAGGACUUGCUAGCAGACAUUUUCGAGGACGAAGACAGGAUGCAACCGGAUACCUCUGGAGAAGCUUCCAACUAUCGAAGCAGACUGUUCGCGAUGCGAGAUCAGGAUGAUCAGUCUGCGCCUAUACUCCAAUUCGAUCCUCAAACUAGACUAGAUGCCGCCGUAUCAGCUGUCAUCAACGCUGGAAGGUUGGAUGACAUCGAUGUCGACCAUCUGGUCAGAGUGGAGAGACUUUGCGAAAGUUUGUUGAACACUCUUCAAACUGUAUCACUUAACAUCGGGAGCGACUGGACGGACCACGAUGUUCAUGAAUGGCUGGGACGCAUCACAGCUACACAGAGUGGUCUGGUAGCUUCUCGCACUUUGAUGCGUAUCAUGACUGCUGGCUCGCAUCGCAAGGAGCUGCAGUCCGAAGACUUCCUACAAGCUGUGUUGGACGGCCUUCGCACUGUCGUGGAGACCGGUCUUAUGCCUCUGAUCGAAUUACGGCCCAUCGACAGAGUCAAAGGCGAGAAGAAUGGCGAACGAAACCCUCGCUUCGACAUCGCAUCAGACAACCGCGCUCAGGUCAAAACAUUGCUUGGCGCGACGAGCCGAUCCCUGAAGCUCGUUGGUGAUCUCUUUGUUAAGACCGAUGUCGACGAGAGUGAGAUCUCGAGUGUGGAGUACCUGUGCAAGACUCUGAUCUUCGCCAGUAAUGCAGCUGUGGAAAGAGACUCUGCACUGGGUAUUCAGGCGUUCGAAAAGGUGCGACUGUCGGCAAUGGAUGUCAUCGCCCGCAUCUUCACCAAGUACACCAGCCAGCGCAACUCUAUCCUCAGCGAAAUUCUGCUGUCUUUAGAGAAGCUGCCCGCUACCAAGCAAAGUGCUCGACAGUUCGCCGUACCCAACGCGAAACCUAUUCAAUUGGUAUCUGCAUUGUUCAUGCGCUUGGUGCAGGCGAGCGCGACCGUCACCGCCAGAAACAACGACCUGGAGGACGAAGAUGAAGAUGACGCCGACGAUUCCGACGAUGCCAUCCGGGUAGCCAGAAAAAAGAAAGCUCGCUCUGCGAAGUCAAAGAGGCACCCUACUGAUCUCAGGUCCCUCUACAAGCCGCUCAUUGGAAGUGCGAGGGCGAACGCUGGAUUCAUCGUCCGCAGUCUUGUCGAGCGCGCUCUGUCCACCUCCAAGGCCGCCGAUGAACCCUUCCGCAGACUGCUCGACAUCUUUACUGAAGACUUCCUCAACGUACUGGGCACGACCGACUAUCCCGCUGCAGAACUACUUCUCAGAGUACUUGUGUCGCAGCUACUCGAGAUCGCGGACAACCCGAAGAAGCCCGCGCCAGCGAGGACUCUGGCUCUAGAACUAAUCGGUGUCAUUGGAUGCGGUAUCCUGGACGUUCAAGCCAGCACUGCAAGAGCCGGUGAAGGACACGAGGCUGAGGAUGCUGUCGCGAGGCAGCUUGCGGAUCUGGCGAAGCGGAGCGAAAGCGGAGACUUGGACUACGCUCACCUCACGGCCUCUGAUGGUCCCUACAGAGUGCUCGUUGAAUACAUCGACACACGCGACACCAACGGCAGCGACCUCGGACUUCAGAGCGCACGCGGCUAUCAUUUGGUGCAAUGGGCGGAGCUCGUAUGCGAAGCCAAGGGCGCCUCAGGUGACGACGAAAGCAACAGCACUCCCAGGACGGCGAAAGACUUACAGUCCAAGCUUCGUCAGAUGAUCGCAGAUGAGCACUGGCUGGAAGAGAAUGCAAUGUUCCGAAACCUUACGACACCACAAGGCAAACUUGCAGGCAGAGUCGUCGCUGCGAACUCGAGGUUGUGCAGAGCGUUCGGUCGCAUGUUCAACACAGUGCUUGCCUCGAUGAACAGCGAGCAGCCGACCGUCAGAAGUCGCAGCUUGAAGAGCGUGACCACACUGCUGGAAAAGGAUCCUUCUGUACUGGACCGCCACCAGACAAUCAUUGCUCAGAUCGUCCGCCUCUUCAGCGACCCCUCAUCACUGGUCCGCGACAGUGCUCUCCUGUUAACUCAAAAGUGUGUCGCACUCCGUCCCGCUCUUGAACUCAAAAUAUACGAGAAGGUCAUCCCAAGAACAAACGACUCGGCUGUGGGUGUACGGAAGCGAGCGAUGGCUUUCCUCAAGGAAGUCUACCUACGGUACAACAACAACAAGAUUCGUGCAGCAAUUUCCAAUGCCCUCAUCACGCGCAUUAACGAUGCCGAUGAGAGUGUGGCCGAGGUGGCGAAAUCCACUAUUGAGGAGGUCUGGUUCCUCGCUUUCAAAAAUGUCAAGCCAGAGGGCGACAACUCUGUCGACGGACUUCUUCAGCUUCGGGCGCAUGCUGCCUUGAUCAUUCAGACCGUCGAGCUUGGUGAUAACAUCGCCACGGUUCUGGAGGUCCUGAUCAAGACCUUGCUCACCAACUCUAAGCAAGCUGCCCAGAACGCCCGCAUCUGCAAGACCCUCAUCGGUGCACUCUUCGAUGGCAUUCUUGACGGUAACGACAUACCAGGUGAGCCACCUAAGGGUGCUGUCCUGCGAGCUCUCAACGUCUUCGCCAGGACUGCCCCUCGACUCUUCACCGCGACUCAGCUCGAACACCUUGCUCCGUACGUCCAAGUCCUUACCACUCAUGACGAACUGGACGUGUAUCACAACGCUCUUAUGAUCCUACGUCAUACUCUACCGGUAGUGUCAGGCAUCAAUCGUGUCAAACUUGACGGCCUGACGAAGUCGCUGUUGAACAACCUCGGCCGGCUCCCAAGGUCUGAGCUGACUGUCGUGGCACCUUGUCUGUGGACGAUUCACACAGUGCUCAACCAGCAAGACCAACGCUUGACCAAUCUCGUCAAGUCAGCAUUGAAGCAGUUGGAUGAUUUGCGUCGAGGCAAUACUGUCAUCCCCAAUGACGAGAAGCCUCUCUCGAAGUACAGCAAGUUGCUGACCAUCAUUGGACAAUUCGGCAAGGCUUGCGACUUCGAGUCUGAGCUGAACUAUCUCAGAACAACGUUCACGUGGUACAAGGGUAAUAGUGCUGCCGCUUUACUGGUGGACGUUGUCUGUUAUUUCACCAGCUCAAAGCAGCCACUCCCGAUCCGCGAGGCAGCCAUCGAGAGCAUCUGCGAAAUUUGCCAGGCGCAUCCCAAGCACUUCCUCCGGGCAGAUGUCACCAACUCGAUCGAAGCGGUGUUCAAAGAUCACAUACCUUCCCUUGAGCAUGUGCUACUCGACAGUCUCCAAGGCUUCUUCACUAGUGGUGAGGAAGUCCAAGAGAGCGAAGCAUUAGCGGCUGGUGUAGAGAGCGGAACGCAGCGUCUGGGUGGCACAUAUCAAGCAGCUGACUACGAAUUGGCAUCAGCUUCACUUUCGCAACGCUUUCUGCCGCAAUUCCUGCGCAUUGCCCUUGCAACAUCAAGCGACGUUGCUUUGGCUGCGGCACGCAUCGUGGUGUCUAUCAACAAGCGUGGUAUGGCACAUCCAGGUGACAGCGGCCCUAGUCUUGUUGCACUGGAGACCUGUACGGUCCCUGCCAUCGCCAAAUUAGCAUUCUUGGCCCACCGCGAGCAAUAUGGCAAGUACGAGAAUGUCUUCGAGAAGGGACUGGUCAAAGCGGUUGAGAAGGCUUUCGACUACCAGAAGGCGGUGACGCAAGACGUUGACGGUUGUACUGGCCAGCCUCCGAUUUCGAAACUCCACUUCUUCUGGGACGUCUUGAAGACUGGCAAGGCAAAGGUCCGCGCCAAGCUCUUCACGAACUUGUGUGCUACUCUGGACUUCGAGCCAUCCAAGCUCAAGCUCGACGCAAGUGGUGUCUCAACGCAUCUUCAGUUUGUGCGCUUUUGCGCUGAGAAUUUCGCCUUCUUCGAGUAUGACUUGCCUGCAGAUCUGACCCAUCUGCUGUCGUGCUUGGAGAAGCUCUUCGCCAGCACCGGCACAUCUGUGGCGCAAGCCAUCGAGAGUGAGGUCUUGCAGCUACACAUCCCGAUACCAACCUCCCAGACCAUGGAGAAUACUUCUGACAAUAUGGCGCCCGCCAUGGACGAUUCUAGGCACCUUCAGACUCUUGAUGCAGCUCGUCUUCAACGCCUCGCAGUAUCGGCACAAGUCUUGUCUCUGCUUUGGGAGACUCGCACCUACCUCCGCAAACUCUGGAACGCACAGAAGUACAUGGGCAAGCCGAAGACAACCAAGAAGGCUGACAAGGACGACUCCAAAAAGGAACAGAAGCUGGCUGGGCGUGCGACAAACGCUCCUGCUCUCACAGAGGCAUACCAAAAGGCUAUCAGUCGAAUCAUGAAUUUGCCGAACGAGGAAGCCGCGCUGCGUGCUAAGUGCACCAACUUCGUGGAGCUCUUCUCGGUGGACACUGAAGUCAAGGUUGGCUCCGACAACGAUGAUGAGGACAUCCUGAUGGAGGACGAUGACGAUGCUCGUAGUGAGGGCAGCUCGGCGAAGAGUCCUUCUGCAGGUCCUUCGCGUGGCAAGAAGAGAAAGUCGGUCGAUGGCGGAUCGAAUGGGCCGCCGAAGAAGAGAGGACGCCCGCGGAAGUCGAGCGUCGCUAAGAAGGAUAGCGAUGGUGAAGAUGGUUGGGAUUGA